Messenger RNA from Parastagonospora nodorum SN15, 1270 nucleotides. RefSeq lists its product as hypothetical. Gene Ontology annotation, cellular component: cytoplasm; nucleoplasm. Gene Ontology annotation, biological process: regulation of ERK1 and ERK2 cascade; negative regulation of SCF-dependent proteasomal ubiquitin-dependent catabolic process; negative regulation of protein binding. Gene Ontology annotation, molecular function: F-box domain binding. Lineage: Eukaryota; Fungi; Ascomycota; Dothideomycetes; Pleosporales; Phaeosphaeriaceae. The transcript has a single exon. The record is from RefSeq and is a predicted model, not a curated record. Bases 314 to 1270 code for a protein of 318 amino acids.
ACCAUGACUGCACAGUCGCAGAAGCUAUCCAGUCUCAAAGCGUGCUGUGUACAGCCCUCCAUUGCGUGGUAAUAGCAAACCUCGGGCUUGUCACCAACGCAUUGCAGCAUAUCACUUGCACUUUCUCACUACCGCCUGUGAAAGUCCUGACCAGCCGCUGCUAUACGCUGGGGACAUUGAAGAGACCAUUGUUUCCAUACACAGUUCCUUUGCCAGGCCUACCAAUUGCUCCCGAGCUCCUCCACGACUACCCCGCUGCCGCCACCCCGCACCACUACGACGACCUCAACCACCCCAGCAGUGCCUCACAAGCAUGACUUCUCUACGCGAGGAGGCCGCCCUGAGCGACUUCGGGAACUCUCACCAGCGCAAGCACAACGACUACUCGUACCGGCUUCCUGCGGCACCGCGGAUUGUCGUGCCACCACCGACCCUGAGCACCGACAUGCCCGGCAUCGUCGUGAGCUCUGAACAGAUGGGCGAACUCGACCUCACUUUCCUGCAGGAACUCGACCUCAACGACAUCAUACAAAAGAACACGCUCUUAGAGUGGUCAUAUGAGCGGCGGAGGCAUGCGCAAAUGCUGCUGCCGUGGCUCUAUCUCGGGCCGAUGCUCGCAGCACGAGACAAGGAGUACUUGCAGGCAGAGGGCAUUACAAUGGUGCUCGCGAUCCGGGCGCAGGCUAAUAGCAUGAUUGGCGCCCUCAAAGUAUCGCGCGAAGUCUGCCCCGAAGUUGCGACAAUCGAGGUGCCGAGCUUCCACGGGCUCAUCAGUCGCUUCGACCAGACGACCAAGUUGAUUAACACGCACUUGGCACGCUGGCGCCAGUACUCUCUGGAGAAGACGGGUCAAGCAGCCCUCGGGAAGGUCCUCGUCUUCUGCGAGUCUGGCAACGAGAAGUCGGCUGCUGUAGUCGCAGCCUACCUCAUGGAGACGCUUACCGACUUUGACCAUAUCAAGGCGAUGCAGGUGUGCCAAGCCCAGCGCUUCUGUGUCAACUUUGACGACAGUCUCAAGAACCUCCUGCAGUCUUACUGGGAUAUCUUGCAGGCCCGCCGAUCGGUCGCCAUGUACAAUAUAGUCACCACCCAGGAGACUGCGGCCGGGGCUACUUCCAAUACUCACUUGUCCACUGGUGUCAAACCGAAGCGCACCAUAGAGCAUACCCGGGAUGAUGAGGAUGUCGAGAUGGACGAUGGCUUGGACCCCUCGGAUGCGCUCCGCUUUGCUGGCCGAGACUCGACACCUUUCCAGAACCGGGACGAUUAG